AUGCACCCUGGCCUUAUCUGGUCGCCGGAGUGGGUGAAGUUGGGCUUCAAAGAUGAUGUUGGCACUGAUGACAGCCAGUAUGCUCAAGGUAAUUCCGCAGUUUGGCUCGCAACCCCGAACGCGGCAUUCCUCCAUGGCCGGUUUGAUUGGGCAUCUUGGGAUGUUAAUGAGCUGUCCGAGGGACCAAUUCACGAGAGCCUUAAGGGGGACCCUUACUAUCUCAUGAUGACCAUACGUGGUGCCAACCCAUGA
Messenger RNA from Fusarium verticillioides 7600, 252 nucleotides. RefSeq lists its product as hypothetical. The record is from RefSeq and is a predicted model, not a curated record. The transcript has 3 exons. Bases 1 to 252 code for a protein of 83 amino acids. Lineage: Eukaryota; Fungi; Ascomycota; Sordariomycetes; Hypocreales; Nectriaceae.